AUGGUCGCUCUGGCAGACUGGCACCUCAUCCUCUACCCGUUUGUUUUGUUCGUUGCACCCGCCUAUGUCCUGGGCCUACGAGAGGCUAAUCUGUUUGUUACCGACACACAUGACCUUCUGAGCAAUGUAUCUGCAGAAGUCUUCGAGGCUGAGCCUGUGGCACCUUUGAUUCCGAGAUCAACUCGGGGCGAAAGCGUCCAGUGCGGCGCUGGCUUCGGGUAUUGUGCGAAGUUGACAUUUUUCUUUCUUGGGGCUUACUGCUGCCUACAGAUAUCGGAGGUUGCUGUCCGACCGGUACUCUCUGUUGUCAAUAUGGAUUCUGCCUGCGACCUGGUUACACAUGCUGUCCGAACCAGCCUUGCCCGCCGAAUGAGGUGUGCUGUGAUGGAGGAUGCUAUCCGAAAGGAGGCCAAUGCUGUGACAACGGUCGCUACUGUAGUCCGGGGAACCACUGUGGAAAGAGCUGGUGGCAGAUAA
Molecule: messenger RNA, 477 nt
Organism: Aspergillus pseudotamarii
Lineage: Eukaryota; Fungi; Ascomycota; Eurotiomycetes; Eurotiales; Aspergillaceae
Exons: 2
Coding region: 1-477 (158 amino acids)
Source: RefSeq, a predicted model, not a curated record